Molecule: messenger RNA, 483 nt
Organism: Lottia gigantea (owl limpet)
Lineage: Eukaryota; Metazoa; Mollusca; Gastropoda; Lottiidae
Exons: 1
Biological process (GO): nucleobase-containing compound metabolic process
Molecular function (GO): nucleic acid binding; 3'-5' exonuclease activity
Source: RefSeq, a predicted model, not a curated record
GUAGUCGGCUUUGACUUGGAAUGGCCAGUAACUUAUGAAAUGGGUAAUCCCUCAGGAAAAGUAGCUCUUGUUCAAAUUUCAGUGAGUGAAAAGACUUGUUAUCUAUUUCAUACCUCAGCUAUGAAGGAAUUCCCUCAAAUUCUGAAAACUUUGAUUGAGGACAAAAGCAUUAAGAAAGUUGGUUUGAAUAUUGAAAAUGACUUUUGGAAGCUUGACAAAGAUUGGGAUGUGAAUGCAAUGUCCAUUAUUCCACAUUCUAUGAUAGAGUUGCGACAUUUAGCCAAUAAAAAGUUAAAAUCCAAUGAAAACUGGAGUUUGGAUGGGCUAGUUAGAAAUGUACUAAGAUGUAAAUUAAAUAAAGAUGUUAGACUGAGAUGUGGAGACUGGGCCAAAUUUCCAUUAACUGCAGUACAACAGAAAUAUGCAGCCCUUGAUUCCUAUGCCUCACUGAAACUCUACAAUGUAUUAAACAGAAUAAAAUGA